UCGCGCCUGCUACAAAAAGAAUUCGUGACGCAAUACUGAUGUUUACAUGUGACGUGUUGAGAAGACGAUUGUGACGUCAAGGUACGAAUGAGACGGUCCUCCUCCUCUCCACCUCCCCUGAGACCGUCUCCUGGUCCGUCACUCAGAGUCCGGCAUUCGUUGAGAGUGGAACGAAGAAGCUCAGGGUCACCUCGAUACACCUGCGCGACCGUUCGUCCUCCGUCAUCUUUAUGAAAGCCUAGAAAGGUGGAAAGGGAGGACUACACAACCACUACAGCUGUCUUCAUUUUCACCAGCUUAAGUUUAAAGAGAACAAGAUGAUGUCUCAGCGAGGAGUUCGCCUUUUAACUGCUCAUGGCUUGAGAGAAUCGCUACAGAGGGCAGCCUUAUCCACAACAUGUGCCAAUCAUAAAAGCUACAAGUUAGUGGUCGUGGGUGGUGGUGCAGGUGGCUGUGCAACGGCUGCAAAAUUUUCAUCAAAGCUCGGCAAAGGACAAGUUGCCGUCAUUGAUCCUGCAAAUAUGCAUUAUUAUCAACCAAUGUGGACUCUUGUAGGGGGUGGUAUGAAGACUCUGGAAGACUCGGGCAAGCCAAUGAGUGAGGUUUUACCAAAAAAAGCAGACUGGAUUAAAGAAAAAGUUGUAAGUUUUGACCCUCACAACAACAAAGUAAUAACAAAUGAUGGCCAGGAGAUAAAUUAUGAAUAUCUUGUAGUUGCUCUUGGUAUACAGUUAAAUUUUGAUAAGAUCAAGGGUUUACUGGAUGCAUUGGAGACACCAGGAGUAUGUUCCAAUUACUCUCCCUUAUUUGUGAAAAGAACAUUCAAGAGUUUGAAAAACUUCAAGGAAGGUAAUGCAUUGUUCACCUUCCCGAAUACACCCAUUAAAUGUGCUGGGGCACCCCAGAAAAUUAUGUACAUAUCAGAAGAAUACUUCAGAAAGCAUGGGAAACGGGACAAGGCGAACAUUGUUUAUUACACAUCACUUCCAGUUUUAUUUGGUAUAAAAAAAUAUGCAGAUGCUUUGUGGGAGGUUGUAAAGGAGAGGAAUAUCACUGUGAACCUUCGUCAUAAUCUCAUUGAAGUAAUGCCAGACUCAAAGGAGGCAGUUUUCCAGAAUUUAGAUAAGCCAGAAGAGAUAUCAACUGUCAAGUACGAAAUGCUUCAUGUCACUCCACCAAUGAGUUCUCCAGAUGUUUUGCAGAAAUGUUCAGCCCUUGUUGAUGGUGCAGGUUACCUUAAAGUCAACAAAGAGACACUGCAACAUGAAACUUUUCCAAAUAUUUUUGGCAUUGGUGAUUGUACUAAUAUUCCAACUUCCAAAACUGCAGCAGCAGUAGCUGGGCAAAUUGGUGUUUUGCGGAAAAACCUAAGUAAGGUAAUGGACGGCAAAACUCCUGAUUCAGCUUAUGAUGGCUACACCUCAUGUCCAUUAGUUACUGGAUAUUCAACUUGCAUACUGGCUGAAUUUGAUAUGAAUGGAAAUCCUUUGGAAACCUUCCCUAUUAAUCAAGCAAAGGAACGCAGGACUAUGUUCCACAUGAAGAAGGAUAUAAUGCCAACCAUGUACUGGUUGGGAAUGCUGAAUGGUUACUGGGAAGGACCUAAGUAUGUACGGAAGGCAAUGCAUCUUGGAUUUUCUAAGUAAAUAUCCUGUUAUUUUUUAAGUUGUUACUUAUACUGUGAAACUUAAUAUUGUAUUCAUAUUUUUAACACACUUUUGGCAUAGUAUUUAAUGAUCAUUUUGUAUUAUAUUUCUGUAUUAAAGCUUUACUAGUGAAAGCCAAAACUCUUUUGUAACUACAAGUAAUGGUUUUGUUUAUUGGACAAGAGGAAUAAACUUAGAAAAACCUAAAAGAAGAGUUAUGAUGGUUGUCUGUACAAGAGUGUUUUAUUUAAAAGCAAAGUGCUUCAUGUCUGUGCACAGAUAAAUAAGAAAUACUAAUUCCUAUUUUUUUUUUAUUAAAAGAACCGCACAAUAUAGAGAAUUGUAUUCAGUCCAAGCUUCAACUUUGUGAUAGACCAUUUACUCUUCAAAUGAUCUUGGAGAUGUUUUUUUAGUGGAUCUUGGAUAAAAUUAUUUUUAUUUAAU
This is a messenger RNA of Macrobrachium nipponense, 2090 nucleotides long. RefSeq names its product sulfide:quinone oxidoreductase, mitochondrial-like. The record is from RefSeq and is a predicted model, not a curated record. Gene Ontology annotation, cellular component: mitochondrion. Bases 318 to 1646 code for a protein of 442 amino acids. NCBI's taxonomy places the organism in Eukaryota, Metazoa, Arthropoda, Malacostraca, Decapoda, Palaemonidae. The transcript is spliced from 12 exons. Gene Ontology annotation, molecular function: sulfide:quinone oxidoreductase activity; FAD binding.